AUGUUGACUAAUAGUAGCACAGACUACAUUCUCGAAAAUACUUUAAAAGAAAUCUUAUCUGAUAUGCUUCAAUUACUUGAAUAGAAUAUAAGAUCAGAAGAGGAGUUGCACCACAUAUAAGAAUAACUGUAGGAUUAUGAGAAUUUGCAUCAGUUAGCAGAAACGAUGAAGUUUAUCUUCUAAGCAUUAAAAAAGAAAUUUAAAGAGAAUAAUUAUUAGUAGAAAUUUUUCAAAUGUGAACCAAAAUCCCAAAAUUAUGAAAAAUUAGAAUAGGCAGUUCAAAAAUAUGAAUAGGAAAUAAGAAUACACAUUAGAGCUUAACAUGAGAUGAAAAUAUUCAUUGAAACAAUUUAAUAACAAUUAGAAGAAUCAGAAUAAAUAAGAAAAGAGUAUCUUAAAGAAACAACCUAAAUAAUUUAGAAAUUAAAAAAAGAGAAUUAUAAUUUGAUCCAAUAAUUGAAGUAUUAUACUUAAACCAAUAAAUAAUAAACUGCAUUGAAUUCCAGGAGGGAUAGCGCAUAAACUAUAAAUUAAACCUUAUAAAAAUAACCAUCUAAAUCUAAUCAUUUAGGUAAUGAAUCAGGGAAAUAAGAUUAACACAAUAAUAGCUAAAUAAUGAAACUGUAAUAGACAUAAAACAAUAGUUUGAACGAAUUAUUAAAAAAUAAAGAGUCUUAAAAAUCGUUGACUUAGAGACCCCUUAUAUCAAAUUUUAGUCGAAAUAAAAGCUAUUCUGUAGGAAUAAGCAAAUAAAACUUAAUAAAUAGCAGUUUAAUUUAAAAAUUGAUAUUGGAAUAAGCAUCAAAAAGAAAGAGUUUGCAUGCGGACAGUCAUCGAUCAAAAGGAUGCUUAGAUUAACAGAAAUUAUCUAACAAUUGA
Paramecium tetraurelia is the source of this 879-nucleotide messenger RNA. RefSeq lists its product as uncharacterized. NCBI's taxonomy places the organism in Eukaryota, Ciliophora, Oligohymenophorea, Peniculida, Parameciidae. The transcript is spliced from 5 exons. The record is from RefSeq and is a predicted model, not a curated record.